UGAAGUCUACAUUUCCUUGUGCGUAGUUCCUUUUCACGGACUUUCCAAGGCAGAACACACGCAGAAAAUCCUUUAGUUCUUUCCGUCUGAAAAAAGUGCUGAAAAGACAAUGGAAUCUUUCACAGACCCUUACUCUCACAGAAGUGUUCCGGUGGAGAUGGACGAGUCUAUACCAUUCCAGGAGUUUGUGUGCAAGCUGAGGAUGCAGGAGGACCUGGAGCACAGUGUGGAUGAGGCUGAGCAAGGUGGACAUGACCUCACAGAUUCUGCAGUGACGGUUUAUGAGGCCAGAUGCCACUACGAGGGACUGGACACCAGGGAUGUAUGGGGUGGGUCUUUUCCAGUGGCUGCGUCGUCAUGUCCUCAGCACUUCGACAGGACUCAGCAGAGACGCCAGGUGUAUCCAUGUCACACCCCACAGUUCUCACAAAGUCUCAUGGAAGCAAGAGGCCAGCAACCUGAUGUCAGUAUCCAGCCCAACAGAAAAGGGCCUCAAGAGGAGACUGGCACUGCCAGCUCUGCAUGUCAGGCUCGACCCCUGGAACUCCCCAGUAAGGACACCGGUUACGAAUCCCAGGCCCAGAAGGAUAAUGGAGACCUUGAACCCCCUCUGCCUCUGAGGUCUGAUAUUGGCCUCAAAUCUGGACCUCGGUGCCCACAGAGUCAUGGCGCAUGUUGUGGCUCCUGCAUGCCACCACAAAGUUUUCAUUACCAGGACGGCAGGUAUUGUUCGCGGUCCCUUCACCGGUUCCCAGAAGUAGGUGUCGAUUCCAGGAAGCCGGUGCUGUUUGACCAUAUUCGGCACCCGUACCAAGCCCGCCUGGCCCCCGGGGGACUUGGAUGUUUUCCAAGGGCAAAUUGCUGGACCCAGCUGGGCAGGAGGCCAGUCCAGCAGUGCUCCCCUGAUGCCACUCCUGGUGUCAACACUCCGCGCUACACCGUCCCUCCGCAAGAGGUCAUGUCAGAGGUCAGCUUGGUCUCCUCACCGCAGCAGACUUACACCUCCUGUCAGGCUCAAGGCAUGAGGAAGACCGUCAGUCUACCAGAUGAGUGCCGGAAUGUUUUUAUCACCUAUUCUGUUGACACAGCCCCUGAAAUGGUCCCCUUUGUGGAAUUUCUCACUAAAUAUGGCUUUCGGCCAUCUAUUGACAUAUUUGACAACCCCGUAAGACGCAUGGAUAUCAACAAGUGGAUGGACAGCUUUUUGAAAGACCAAUCGGUGCUCAUCAUCAUAGCCAUCAGUCCUAAGUACAAGGCAGACGUUGAGGGUUCUGGGCUGGAUAAACAUGGUCUGCACACCAAAUAUAUCCACUCUAUGAUGCAGCAUGAGUACAUCCAGCAAGGCAGCUUAAAUUACAGAUUUAUUCCUGUUCUUUUUCCAAAUGCAUCCCAGAAACAUGUCCCAGGAUGGCUCCAGAACACCCGGAUCUAUAGCUGGCCCCGUGAUGCUGAGGACAUCCUGCUCAGGCUGCUCAGAGAAGAGAGGUACAUCCCUCCACCUCUGGCCCCCUCACUGACGCUUGUGAUCCGCCCUGCUAGCUUGGACCAUGCUGUCACUUCGUAAUAAUCCAUCAUUGAACUUCUGUAACAGCCUGUUUGCCCUGUCAUUGAAAUUGUGUGUUCGUAUGGGUUGUAUAUUAUUUUCUUCUUUUACCUCAGCCCACAAAUUGUGUUUCACAUAUUACAUUAUAUUUUUCUUAUUAACAAACUUAAUUCCCAUUUUUAAGGUAAAAGUCAUGCAGGAUUAUUGACCACAAUUUUAACACUUAAUUUGAUAAAAGCUUCCUUCAGGCACAGUAUUCUUGCCAGAAGAAUUCUGAUGGGUUUUCGGAGAAAACAUAUUGUCAAGUAAUUUUUGGACUUGUUACAUUGUCUCUAAAAGCCUUUUUAUCUACCAUCUUUACUACCUCCAUUUAUCCUGUCUUCCUGCCUGAUGAUUUAAAUUUCAGUAUUUGUGAGUUGAUGCUACUGGUCUCAUCCUACCCAUCGAGAUGCACAGUGGACAAAAUCAAUUUUCAUGUGACCAUGAGAAGACCUGCAUAAACCUUAAAAUAUGCAAAACAUGCACAGUUAGAAAAGUUUGGAUCUUUAGGCAGUUGCAUAAAAAUUAUAUUGUAUAUCCACAUGUACAUUUAUGAGGUGUUUGCUGCUUGCUUUCUUCAAAGGCCUUUCCACUAAUUCAGAUAAAGUAGAAAGACAAACACUGGCUCCUCCUUCUUAAAAUUGCUUUUCAAAUAUUUUUCAAUUAUUUUUAAUUGUGCUUUUUAAUCUCUUUUCCGAAAUCUCUUUGCUACAGAGAAAAUGUCUGUAUUUACAUGU
Molecule: messenger RNA, 2319 nt
Organism: Scleropages formosus (Asian bonytongue)
Lineage: Eukaryota; Metazoa; Chordata; Actinopteri; Osteoglossiformes; Osteoglossidae
Gene: traf3ip2a
Product: TRAF3 interacting protein 2a
Exons: 10
Coding region: 110-1564 (484 amino acids)
Biological process (GO): positive regulation of canonical NF-kappaB signal transduction; humoral immune response
Source: RefSeq, a predicted model, not a curated record